This is a messenger RNA of Amoebophrya sp. A120, 212 nucleotides long. Lineage: Eukaryota; Dinophyceae; Syndiniales; Amoebophryaceae. The record is from the annotation of a GenBank genome assembly.
CAAAGUUUUAGCGUAUACCAUUCUACUUUAUGCUUUAUUCGGGAGAGCCAGUUCUCGUUACACUUACUUUAGUUUUUACUCGCCGCCGUCUCUCGUAGAUGUGACGGAAGCCGAUGUAGCGGCGUUUUAUCUAUCACUUGUCGGCGUAGUUUUGUUUAUUGGGCGCUUACCGGAGUGGGACCGUUGUGCUGCUGAGAUGUGUGAUCCUGGAC